AUGCCUAGAAAGAAAUCUGCUGCCAAGAAGGCUAGAGAAGCCAUCAAGAAGCAAGAGUCAGUUGCAGUGAAGGGCAGUUCAACGAAGGUUCCAACUACCGACGUUGAAGGCAAGAAUACCGAGGUCAUAAGUGUGAAAACUGGGUCAAAGCAUGAUGUCACUGCUUCUAAAGAGGUUCCUGCUGAAGUAGACGAUGACGAUGAAGAUAGUUCGACCUCAGAAGAAGAAGAUGAUUAUGGUGAAUUGAUCACUGAAGAAGUAGAAGAAGGUAUUCAAAAAGUCUUAGAUGCUAUUAAAAAUAAUGAGACUGAUAAACUAUUGAACCCGGGAGUGAAAUUUUUCGAAGAACCCGAAAAGGCAGUUGAAAAAUUGGCAAAGACUGAGAAACAUAAACCCGUCUAUUUGAAAGAUUAUCAUAGAAUGAAUCUUUUAAAUGGUAACGUUAAUGCCGAUGAUGAUGAGGAUUUGGAAUUUGAAACGGUGGAUGGUAAACAGUCUUUUGCUUCGCAUCAAAGAGAAGAGAGAAACCAACUUUUGAGUGAGAUCAAGGAUGCGUUCAAUGGCGAUGACGAUGCAGAAGAAGGAGACGAAGAAGAAGACGGCUUCUUGAAGAAGAAGGAGCCACAAAAUAAAAGGGAAUCCGAAGUCAAAUUACCGAAUCCAAAAGUUGAUGACGAAAAGUUUUUGGAGGAGUUUGUUAACCAACAGGCGUGGAUUCCAAAGAAAGGCGAUAAAGUGAUUAAUUUGGACCGUCGUGGUACCGACAUCGAAGAAGAUGAGGACUUUGACGAUGCUGUCGAGCAAUUUGAAAAUGCUUAUAAUUUCCGUUACGAGGAUCCAAAUGCUGCAGAAAUUGUUUCUUAUGCACGUACACAAGCUACACUCAGAAGAUCUGCAACCUCAUCUCGUAGAAGAAAGAGAGAUGAGGAAAAGGCUAUUAAGGAUAAAGAGGAAGAAGAGAAGCAAAAGGCAGUCCAAAAGAAAAAGAAGGAAAAGGUUAACCAACUUACUGAUGUUUUAGAGCAAGUAAAGAAAGAAUAUGGUGCUGAUAUCAAAGAAGAGCAUGUCAAAGCCUUAACCGAUACCUUAAUAAACGGAAACUUCGAAGAUGGGAAAUGGGAUGAAGUCAUCGGUACCAUCUUUAACGACGAAUUCUACAACCAGGAAGAUAAACCAACAUGGGAUGAGAAUGACGAUAUCAUGGGAGAGUUUUAUGCUGAACAGGAAACCGAGGAUCAUGCGGAAGACGAUGAGACCUUGGCAUCAGACUCUGGAGAGCCAAAAAAGAAGAAAUCAAAGAAGGACAAGAUACAAGAGAAGAGAGACAAAAAAAAAGAUAAGAAGCAGUUACAUGAGAUGGUAGAAAAAGCAGUCGACGAACGUAAGGUAGACAUCAUAGAGCAGGUGGAAGAAGAAAGAGGACGUUCGACAGAGAAAAAUUCUGAAGUUAAGUUUAGAUACCGUGAAGUGUCUCCAGAAUCAUUCGGAUUGACUACGCGAGAAAUAUUCACAGCUGAUGACGCCGAUCUAAAUGAGUUUAUCGGCUUGAAGAAGUUUGCACCAUAUAGACCAAAAGAACUGACGUCAAAGGAUAGAAGAAAGGUUACUAAGAGCAGGCGACUAAGGGAAUGGAGAAAGAAAGUUUUCAAUACCGAAGAAGGCCUCACCGGUGAUGAAUUAGCAAUUCCUCUGAACGACGGUGAAGCUCAUCAAACCUCUAAAGAAAAGGAAAGAUUGAAGAAUAAGAAGAGAAAGAGAAGAGAUUAA
Kluyveromyces lactis is the source of this 1767-nucleotide messenger RNA. It is a transcript of the gene KRI1, whose product is annotated as Kri1p. NCBI's taxonomy places the organism in Eukaryota, Fungi, Ascomycota, Saccharomycetes, Saccharomycetales, Saccharomycetaceae. The transcript has a single exon. Bases 1 to 1767 code for a protein of 588 amino acids. Gene Ontology annotation, cellular component: 90S preribosome; nucleolus. Gene Ontology annotation, biological process: endonucleolytic cleavage in ITS1 to separate SSU-rRNA from 5.8S rRNA and LSU-rRNA from tricistronic rRNA transcript (SSU-rRNA, 5.8S rRNA, LSU-rRNA). The record is from RefSeq and is a predicted model, not a curated record.